This is a messenger RNA of Spodoptera frugiperda (fall armyworm), 2065 nucleotides long. It is a transcript of the gene ytr, whose product is annotated as U4/U6.U5 small nuclear ribonucleoprotein 27 kDa protein. The coding region runs from base 118 to 579 and encodes 153 amino acids. Gene Ontology annotation, cellular component: precatalytic spliceosome. Gene Ontology annotation, biological process: RNA splicing. Lineage: Eukaryota; Metazoa; Arthropoda; Insecta; Lepidoptera; Noctuidae. The record is from RefSeq and is a predicted model, not a curated record. The transcript has 2 exons.
AUUUCACUCAUUCAAAAAUCAUUCACUCUCAAAAUGGCGUUGGACUAAGUUGUGCGUUAUUGUUACUUUUUGUUUUUUGUAAAAUUUUAAAACUGUUGACUUAAAACUGAGGUUAACAUGGGUCGUUCGCCCAGUCCGCGGCGGCGCGAUGACAGGCGCCGGGAUCGAGACAGAGAGAGGGAUAGAGACCGGGAUAGGGACCGCGAGAGGCGGAGGCCUCGCACCCGCUCCCGUUCACGGUCUCUGGAACGUAGGCGGCGCUCCCCAGACCGCCGACGCAGCCCCUCGCCGCGCCGCCGCCGCUCACGCUCAACAUCACCUGGACCGUCCACAUCCUUCGUGAAGCCCAAGAAGACCUUCGGCGAGCGUCCGAUAGUCACCCCAGCGGAUCUAGAAGGUAAAACUCCUGAGGAACAGGAGAUGCUUAAAGUUAUGGGCUUUUGUGGGUUUGACUCCACUAAAGGCAAGAAGGUUGAAGACAAUGUUGAGGGAGACGUCCAUGUGGUGCUGAAACGUAAGUACAGACAGUAUAUGAACAGGAAGGGCGGGUUCAACAGGCCUCUAGACUUUGUUGCAUGACUCCUCGGUGAACGCACAGCGAGCUCCAUCGCAGCAGUAAUAUGUUGGUCUGUUCUAGCAGUAAGGCUGAUAUGUGAUAUUUUUGAUAGCUCGGUUUUAUAUGAACAUUAUUUACACUUGUUUUUUAUAAGUACAAGGCAUCUAGAUAGGUGUUUGUGAACCUAUUUGACUGUUUAGGGGCCUACUCGGCUCGAUGCCUAUCUGCAGUCCGUAUUGCUGGCAUUAAAACAUUAUACAGCACAAUUUUAAUGACAAAAGAUCUUCAGAAGGUCUUUCUAAAACUAUUAUUGGUUAAUUGUUGCAUUCGAAACCUAUUUGUGACCCAGACAUGCUCAAUAUUAUUCAGAUUCUUAUAAGAUUGGCGUACAAUCCAUUUUAAAAGGAAGUUCAACACAUUUCUUUUUACAUGAACUGUAAUUAUAAACAUUUCUCUACCAUCGCAAAAGAACAGCUGGUGAAACAUAUUUCAAAAGAAUUUAAAUCUAAAAACGUCUUGAAUACAUGAGAACCACCAAGAUAACAUCGUGACAUGCAAAAAAGAAUUAUUAUUUCCUCUCAAAAAUACAUAAUUAUCUCCCACAGACCAGUUCUCACCCUUAUGUUGGCAAAAAAUUAAAAAGCAUACAAUGUAGUUGACCGUUGGUCAUGGCAACUUUCUUUUAUACGGAGAAAGUCUCCCAUGACACACCUUGGCAUUGAAUUUGGAUAAAAACUGGUUUUAAUACAAUAUUAUUAUGACUAUAGAGUUUGUUGAAGGUUACGUUAAAAUUUGGGGGUCUUAUAAUACUAAAUAGCAUGUCUACCGGUCUUUAUAACUCGUUUUGUGGUUUAAAAAUGUUUACAGUUUUCCAAACUGAUAUCUGUACCCUUAGUAUGAGUUUACUUUAUGUUUAAAGUAAUCGAAAUGAGAAAGAUCGGGGGUCUGAUUGGCCGGCUUGAAUAAACCAACCAAUCAGAGCUUCGAUUACUUUAAAUGUAAAGCAAACUCAUACUAAGAUACUGUGUACCAGUACCAGUGGUAAAAAUUUUAAUUUUAACUUUAAAUCUGGUGCAGUACCAAAUUCACAAUUUCUAUUUAUUUAGAGAUACAUCAAGGACUCAUUCACUAGUUUUUGCACAUUUUUCAUCAAUUUGCUGAGAAUUUGUCACAUGUUGGUUUAUACAGCACUCAAUUGCAUAUAACAAACAAAAUAUGAUAAUCUUUCCAAGGUUAGGCUCACAGGGUAACAAGGAAGUAUCAGAUUUGUGGAAUGUGUGUAGGAUUCAGGUCUCGAAACUAGUCUUAAACUGGUCUAGACAGGAAUUAGGUCAUAUUUGAAUGUGUGAGUUUGAAGACUAACUGCCAUACUUAGAGACAUUUAAUGAUUACUUAAACUAUUCUUUAGUAACAAUUUUGUUCUGAAAACAAUUGCUAAGGACUGGGUUAAGUAACCAUUAAAUGACUUUGAGUAUGGUGGUAAAGCUAACAGGGCAAGCUAAAUAAAAC